AUGAUAAGAUAACAACCAGAUAAGCCAGAGUAUUCAGAGCGUUAUCUCGAUGAUCAGUUUGAAUAUCGUUAUGUCGUUCUCCCAAGAGAAAUGGCAAACGAGCUCAAAAACAAGGGCAAGCUGAAAGAGGAAGAAUGGAGAGGAAUGGGCAUUACCUAGAGCAGAGGAUGGGAACAUUAUGGCUUUCAUAAGGCUGAGCCUCACAUUCUAUUAUUCAAAAGGCCACUAGGGACUGAUCCUAAGACUGGUCUAGUUUCGGAUGAGUUGUUCAAGCAACAUGAAUUAAAGGCCUAAGAAUAACGUGAAAAAUUCUUAAGUACUUUAGUAAUGUGA
Molecule: messenger RNA, 333 nt
Organism: Stylonychia lemnae
Lineage: Eukaryota; Ciliophora; Spirotrichea; Sporadotrichida; Oxytrichidae
Source: the annotation of a GenBank genome assembly